ACUUGCUCUUUGGGAUGCUGAAGGUGCUGAAAUAGCUGCGAGGACAAGGGACUUGGCUCAGUGUUAAAUAUCUGCCGAGCUGCCUGAAGACUCUGAGAUGACAAUAGGGGAAAUGGAGAAUGUGGAGGUCUUCACUGCUGAGGGCAAAGGCAGAGGUCUAAAGGCUACGAAGGAGUUCUGUGCUGCCGACAUCAUCUUUGCGGAGCGGGCUUAUUCCGCUGUGGUUUUUGACAGCCUUGUGAAUGUUGUGUGCCACACCUGCUUCAAGAGGCAGGAGAAGCUCCACCGAUGCGGGCAGUGCAAGUUUGCCCACUACUGUGACCGCACCUGCCAGAAGGAUGCUUGGCUGAACCACAAGAACGAAUGUUCGGCCAUCAAGAGAUACGGCAAGGUGCCCAACGAGAACAUCAGGCUGGCGGCACGCAUCAUGUGGCGGGUGGAGAGAGAGGGCAGCGGGCUCACCGAGGGCUGCCUGGUCUCCGUGGACGACCUGCAGAACCACGUGGAGCACUUCGGGGAAGAGGAGCAGAAGGAGCUGCGGCUGGACGUGGACACGUUCCUGCAGUACUGGCCGCCGCAGAACCAGCAGUUCAGCAUGCAGUACAUCUCCCACAUCUUCGGCGUGAUUAAUUGCAAUGGUUUCACACUCAGUGACCAGCGAGGCCUGCAGGCUGUGGGCGUGGGCGUCUUCCCCAACCUGGCCCUGGUGAACCAUGACUGUUGGCCCAACUGCACUGUCAUAUUUAACAAUGGCAAUCAUGAGGCAGUGAAAUCCAUGUUUCACACCCAGAUGAGAAUUGAGCUCCGAGCCCUGGGCAAAAUCUCAGAAGGAGAGGAGCUGACGGUGUCCUAUAUCGACUUCCUUAACAUCAGUGAGGAACGCAAGAAGCAGCUGAAGAGACAGUACUACUUUGACUGCACGUGUGAGCACUGCAAGAAGGGGCUGAAGGAUGACCUCUUCCUGGGGGUGAAAGACGACCCAAAGCCCUCUCAGGAGGUGGUGAAGGAGAUGAUACAAUUCUCCAAGGAUACAUUGGAAAAAAUUGACAAGGCUCGCUCUGAGGGUUUGUACCACGAGGUUGUGAAGUUAUGCCGGGAGUGCCUGCAGAAGCAGGAGCCAGUGUUUGCCGACACCAACAUCUACAUGCUGAGGCUGCUGAGCAUUGUUUCCGAGGUCCUCUCCUACCUGCAGGCCUUUGAGGAGGCCUCACACUACGCCAGGAGGAUGGUGGAUGGCUACAUGAAGCUGUACCAUCCCAACAAUGCCCAGCUGGGCAUGGCCAUCAUGCGGGCAGGGCUGACCAACUGGCAUGCUGGCAACAUUGAGGUGGGGCAUGGCAUGAUCUGCAAAGCUUAUGCCAUCCUCCUGGUCACACAUGGACCCUCUCAUCCCAUCACCAAGGACUUAGAGGCCAUGCGGAUGCAGACGGAGAUGGAACUGCGCAUGUUCCGCCAGAACGAAUUCAUGUACCACAAGAUGCGCGAGGCCGCCCUGAACAACCAACCCAUGCAGGUCAUGGCCGAGCCCAGCAACGAGCCGGCGCCGGCUCUGUUCCACAAGAAGCAAUGAGGACCUACAUGGUCGGGGAGGGGCGCUGUGGCUGGGGGACUGGGGAGACAUCCUGGAGGUGGUGGGUUUCUGGGGAGACCCUUGAUGAGGAAAUCAGCGUAAUACGCAACUUUGUUGCCAUGGGAACGUACUGCUCUGUGGUCCCCGGUGUCAUUUUCUUUAACUUCAACUCAGUCCAGUUCAGUUUAACUCUAUCCCAGCCCAGCCCGGUCUAACUCAUCCUACAAGUGUUUAUUGGGUGCUAGACCUUAGGUAUAAAGAAGCUCCAAAGGUAACUGGGGAGACGAAACAUAAACAAUUAAACACAGUGUGAUAAUAAAUGCAAUGGUAAGCUCUAUGGAGAGAGGGAUAUGUGUCUAGCGUGUGUGUGUGUGUGUGUGUGUGUGGUCGUUGGGGGGUGGGCGGCGGUUGGUCAUGGAGGAGAUGACCUCUGAGCUGAGGGUGGCAGGUACCUGGAGUCUCAGAUGUCUGCUCACCUAUCUGUACAGGUGUCUCAGGGAUGUUCAGGAUUUGCUGACUGGAAUGGGUGUUGUCCAGUUUCCACAGGUGACUGUGGAGUUAUGAAGAAGGGACUGUGUUUGGGCCACGUGGGCCCUACUCAGAGAACUAGAACCUCUUUAAUAAGGGUACUAUGCAGAAGGAGAUGGAGCUUUGCUCAAACCACUUAAGGCCUCAGUUUAAAGUCUGGGUUCCCAGCAUUAUUCUGAAACUACUUUUAGAACAGAGAGGGAGUGGCUCCCUUCCCCACCCUCUGUGUCAAGCCUUGUGAUUCCCAUGAUGUGGGAGUAGUUGGAUGUUAGCUGAGAUUUCUCUGGCCAUUGGCCUCCUAGGAUUGAAGAAGUCUCUUUAGGGUGAAGUUGAGAGAGAAAUUUGGAAACCCACCUACCUGAUAAUCAUGGGUCCAGCAGAAUUGUCCUUUGGGUAUUUGAUUUGGUUACAUGUGCCUGGGUGGUCUAUAUCAGCUUACACUUCAUCACUGACCCCUAGGAAAUCUCUAUUUUUAGUCAUGAAUAAUUUUGACUUCCUUGGGUUAAUUUCUUUCAUUGUGCAUACCCUGGGUUCUCUGCUUUUCUUACCGGAAGGAAUGUCUAAUCUGGACACUUCACAUUUAGGUUGGGACCUUUUUGGGGUAUGAUCAACAUGCCCUCAUCUCCUGGGGAGCUGCUCUUGAUUUUUCACUCAAGAGUGAGGGUCUUGGGAAUCAACCAAUCCAGCUGUCCCAUUGACCUGGGACAGUUGUCCUAAUUGUGCUCUUGUAUCUUCUGGGAGCCCAAACUUCCCACCAGUGUUUUGGGGGAUCCUGGACCAAAACCCUCUUUUUGGGAGUGUCACCAAGUCUUCUAUAUCCUUUGGAGCCACCCUUAACCCCAAAGCUCUGACUAAUAUCUUGAAGUCACAUGAUCCCCCCAGGACCUAUAUUUGUCACCUGUGCCUAAAGAGUCACUUCCUCCAUCCUUACACCCCUUCAUCCUCAGAAUGAUCCACUGCCUCCCUUGGAACAUAACAGCUCUGCCAAUGUGCCAAAAUCUUUGUCCAAAAAGUUCUUUGUCCAAAAGAUGCCAACUCUUUGCAGAAUACUUGUACCUGGCACUUGGCUCUUUAUUGAGGACACUUGCUUCUUUAGAACUUUCACUGGGAGAGUGACAGUUCUUCUAAGUUCACAUACUACACGGCAAAGGACGGAACCAGCCCUCUCCCAGGGAGCCAGCUGUGCCAGUUCAAAUGGUCCUUCUUCCAUCCCCAGUCUUCCUAGGUGGCACUAGUGGUAAAAACUCACCUGCCAAUGCAGGAGACCCUGGUUUGAUCCCUGGGUUGGGAAGAUCCCCUGGAAUAGGAAAUGGAAACCCACUCUAAUAUUCUUGCCUGGGAAAUUCCAUGGACAGAGGAGCCUGGUGGGCUACAGUCCGUGGGGCCACAAAGAGUUGGACAUGACUGAAGUGACUUACCCUCAUAUAAAACCUUCCUCCAAAUCUCUUUCCUUCUUUGUCACUCUCAUCUGCCACACUGCUGGUCAUUCCCCCAUACUCCUGGUCUGUUUUCCAUCCCCUCUUCCUCAAAUUAGGUGUCUGUCUUCCUUUUGGCCCAUGCCCCCUUCCAGUGGAGUUCUGACCUACAUUAAUUCAGCUGUCUUAUUUUUCCUCUGUUGUACCUGGAGGUCUGUGCGCAGCCAGGAAAAUGGCACCUUACAUCAUAGGUUCCUCCACAGACUCCUCUCCAACCUCAGCUGGCCUUGGGGUGCAGCCCAGACGUGCUCCCUGUGCCCCUCGCUGCCCCCCCCUUUUGCCCAGUGGUUAUUUCAGGUCUUCACUCCGGUUCUUGAGUUCUCUGCUUUCAGCAGGCCCUCAUCGCCUACUUCAUGGAGGGGCCAGGAGAUGGGAUUUCCUGUUUCCUCUUCCCACGUGGGUUCACACAUGUCAUAUCUGUGCUGUGCUUCCUGUCCCCCCACCCCCUUCACAUUCCCUUCUCCUCCAAAGCCAAGCUCUCCACCUGUGCCUUGGACCCCUGUCCCCUCCUGGGUCUUUGAACCUCGCUUCCCCUAUAUGCUCUCUCAUCUUGGACUCUUCACAUUUCUGGCUGAUUUAAAGCAGUUAAUUGAUAUGCGGAGGACUCAUAAUCUUCAAAGAUAACUAUUUUUUAAAAGGUUUCGUCUCCCAUGUUUAUUAACAACUCUUUAAAAAAAAAUUAUUGAUUUUGGAUGCAUUGGGCUUUUUUUUUUUUGGUUGUGUUACAUAAACUCUUACUUGAGCAUGUGGGAUAUAUUUCCCUGACCAGGGAUCGAACCCAGGCCCCCUGCAUUGGGAGCACGGAGUCUUAGCCACUGGACCACCAAGGAAGUCCCUCUUUUUUUUUUUUAAAAAAUGCCUUUUUAAAAAUUGUGGUAAAAGUUACAUAAUAUGAAACAUACUAUUUUAACCAUAUUUAACUGUACAUUUCAGUGGCACUAACUACAUUCCCAUUGUUGUGCUAGUCUCACCAUUGUCCAUCUCCCCAAUUUUUCACUUUCCUAAACUGAAGCUCUGUCCCCAUUAAACAUUAACUCCCCUCCCCGCCCCGCCCCGCAUCUACCAAUGUACUUUCUGGCUCUAUGAAUUUGACCAUUCUGGGUACCUUGUAUAAGUGGAAUUAGACAGUAUUUGUCUGCACCUACUGUAUACUGGAAUUUAGCUUUCUUCACUUUCCAUUUCUUCUUGAACCCACUGUGGAAUGAGCAUGGCUCUUUCCAAGGUCGACUUCUGGUGGGACAUUUCAGCCUUCGUAUUAUUUGGCUUCUCUGCUUCAGUUGGCAUCACAGCCCUUGAUUUCUGGGCACCACAUCCUUGUAAUGAUCCUCUGUUGAGGAUUCUCUCCUGCCCUUGACAGGCUGGUAUUUCCUAGAGCUGGUUCUGUUCAUUCUGGUCACGCUCAGUUGGUCCUCAUCUCCCUCUGCACACCUUCCCCCAGGAGCUCAGCCAGGCCCUUUGUUUCCUCACUGUCUAAGGGCUUCCCUGGUGGCCCAGACAGUAAUGCGGGAGACCCCGGUUCAAUCCCUGGGUUGGGAAGAUCCCCUGGAGAAAGGAAUGGCAACCCACUCCAGUAUGCUUGCCUGGAGAAUCUUAUGGACAGAGGAGCCUGGCGGGCUGAAGCCCAAGGACUCGCAAAGAGUCAGACGCUACUGAGUGAGUGACACUUUCAUACUUUUGAGACUGAUGUCCCUAAAUCUGUACCCUCUAACCUUGUUCUUGAACAUCAGCCCCACAUAUCCUGUUGAACGUUCUGCCCCCCUAACUCAGCAUGUCCAAAAAGGAACUCUUUCUCUUUCCUUUCUCCCCACUCCUGCGCCUGUUGCUCCUCAACACCCAUUGCCCCCAAGGAGAACAUCUGACUGCUGGUCUAGUUACUUCCUGAGUAUCUACUUCAUCUGAGAUUUUAGUCAGAGCCACAUACUCAUGGGUCCUUGAGUGACCCAUGUCCUCCUGUGCCUCUCUGAGUUUUGAAACAUUGUGUCUAAAAUAUGUAAAACCUAUCAACUCCUAUUCAUCUUUCAGCACCCUCUGGAAAUCACCCCUUCUGUAAAGCCCUCCCUGAAAGCUUUAGAUUCAGCUGGCUGCCUGUCUGAGUCAUAUUACCCUUGAAUCUCCCAUCAUAACAUUCUCCUCACGACCUUAUAUCGCCUUUUUACUUGUCUGCCUCCUCCAUCAGAUUGUAAGCCUCUGGAGGGCAGGAGCUUUGUCCCUUUAUUCAUCUUUCUAUCCCAAGAACCUAGCACAGGUCCCGGGACAUAGUAGGUGCUCAGUUAAUAUGUAUUGAAUGAAUGAUUAAGUGAAUGAAUUUGCUUAGAUCAGAGCACAAGAGACAUAGAACUGUGUAUCUUGAGUUUUUAUUAAUGCAGUCCACAGAGGCUAUUAAAUUUCCAUGUUUCCAAGCAAA
Molecule: messenger RNA, 5977 nt
Organism: Odocoileus virginianus texanus
Lineage: Eukaryota; Metazoa; Chordata; Mammalia; Artiodactyla; Cervidae
Gene: SMYD1
Product: SET and MYND domain containing 1
Cellular component (GO): nucleus
Molecular function (GO): protein binding; histone H3K4 methyltransferase activity
Source: RefSeq, a predicted model, not a curated record